Messenger RNA from Rubroshorea leprosula, 998 nucleotides. Lineage: Eukaryota; Viridiplantae; Streptophyta; Magnoliopsida; Malvales; Dipterocarpaceae. The record is from the annotation of a GenBank genome assembly.
GAGGGGAGAGGUCAGAGGAUCUUAAUUUUCAGUAACCAGCUCUAAUCUUAUAUUUUUCUUCCAUCCAAUUACAGUUUAGAAAAGAGAAAUAGGGUGUUAGUUUGAAAGAGUAAGCAAGAUGAUGCUCCUCCUAAAGGAAUGCAUUUUAUAAUUUAAAAGGUAACCAAAUUGAAUUCAAAGGUGGGUUUUUGAUUUGCUAUCUAGGUUUGGAAUUUCAUUCAUCAAUCUAUGUUCUUAAUGGGGUCUUUUGCAUUUCUUUCUUCUUCAAGAAUUGCAAAUUUUAAUUGAGGGGACUUGAUGGUUUUUUCUCUUGGUUUUGCAAAUUGUAAUCUUUUAAGCUUUUCUUUGCAGAUAUACAGAAUGGCUGGAUCAGAUGAGAGGGGUGAUUGAACCUGUAGAAGCUCAAGAACGUAUGGAAGGAAAUCCUGUAGCUGGCACUGUCAAAAAUGUUUUUAUUGUUCUUUCCGUUCUUCCAGUUCCAAUUACCAGUACUUUCCCGAAGAUUUUCAAUUAUAAGUUUUUGGUAGUGUUUGCUUACUCCAUCUCUCUUAGCUUGAAGAUGGCACUCUUCAUCUUCAUCGUCAUCCUUUCUAUGUUGAGUUGGAAUGCGUUUUUGAGAUUGCCAUGUGUAUGGGGAAUUGAUGGUGAGCUGUGUGAUGUGGAACCUAAUUCUGGAGAAAGUGAUGGUGCAUGAAGCAGAACAAAGUUCCCAAUGAGUAGAUAUUGGUGCUAAAAGGGAAGAAAGUGAGGUAAAAGAUUUGACAGUGAUGAAAAAGAAAGAUAUGGUUGGGAGUAGUGACAAGCAGGAGACAAGAAGUAAUCAAAAGUGGAUUAAAGAGGUUUGAGAAGAACCUCUUUAAUGAAGAUAAGGAGGUUGAUCAAGCUAAAAGUCCGAGGUAAUGGCUAGCCAAAAUGGCCUCAAGUAUAGUUUAAUUGUUCCAAGCUUACAUUUGGUUGAAAUACAUAAGAUCUUUAGCAAAGAAAUAUUGGAAUAGUUA